Messenger RNA from Phragmites australis (common reed), 4339 nucleotides. Its product is annotated as protein NLP1-like. The coding region runs from base 451 to 3273 and encodes 940 amino acids. Lineage: Eukaryota; Viridiplantae; Streptophyta; Magnoliopsida; Poales; Poaceae. Gene Ontology annotation, molecular function: protein binding; DNA-binding transcription factor activity. The record is from RefSeq and is a predicted model, not a curated record. The transcript has 6 exons.
CGUCAUUGUGCAGCUGCACAAACAAAGAUGCAAGGGCGCAGAAAGACAGCGCACUCCGAGGAGAGAACGCCUAUUUGCAGUGCACAAGUACGACUCCCCCUCUCUCUCACUGUGUGUCCCAGCAGAAUCCAUCUGAUCCUUUGAGAUGCAGACAGAAUCACUUGUGCUGAAAGCCUGAAACAGUGUGCGACAGGUGAGAGGGAGUUUGAUCAUAGCAUAGCUGCGAAGGCAAGAGCAAGCUGCUGCAAGCCUGCGACCACUGUUCUAUUGGUGCACUGUUGUUGCAACUAGAGAUCGACAUGCCAGUGAGUUAAUCCAGGCUUCUUGGUUCGUGGCUCGUGUUUCUUGGCUGCUCUGCGCUGCUGCGGCGGCUGUUCUUGUGCUGCUUUCUACGAUUGGCAUGCGAAUAUUUUGAAGUGGAGUGAGUGAGCUGGUUGUGGUUGUGCGGGCAUGGAGCAGGCGCCGCAGAACGAUGAGGACGGGUUCCUGGGCUGCGGCGUGAUGGAGGAAGCCGCCAUCGGCGACCUGGAUCUCAUGGAGGAUUUCCUGAUGGCGGCCCCGGGAUUCGAUUUCUCGGAGUUCUUGAAUCCCGGCGCCGGCGCAUCCCCGGGGACGUGCGGCCCCCUCUCGCCGCUGUUUGACAUCAGCAGCACGAUGACCACAGCGACUCCCCCGGCGCCGGCUGGUGAGGACGACAGGGACGAGCCGGAGAGGGUCAACCGGGUGGAGGCGAGCCCGCCGCGCCGCGCCUGCCUCUUCCAGCCGAGGCAGGAGGUGGAGGGCACGGUGAAGGAGCGGCUGUGGCGCGCGCUGGAGCGCAUCGCGUCGCUGUGGCAGCCGCAGCCCGGGGAAUUGCUGGCGCAGGUCUGGGUCCCGACAGUGAUCGGCGACCGGCAGGUGCUGACAACGUGCGGGCAGCCGUUCUGGCUAGACCGCCGGAACCAGCGCCUCUCGAGCUACCGGACAGUGUCGAUGAAGUACCAGUUCUCCGCCGACGAGAGCGCACGCGCCGAGCUGGGGCUGCCCGGCCGCGUCUUCGUCGGCCGCGUCCCCGAGUGGACGCCCGACGUCCGCUACUUCUCUACCGAGGAGUACCCACGCGUCCGCCAUGCACAGUACUUCGACAUCCGCGGCAGCUUCGCGCUCCCUGUCUUCGAGCCCCGGACCCGGGCCUGCCUCGGCGUCGUCGAGCUCGUCAUGACCACGCAGAAGAUCAACUACAAUGCCGAGAUCGAGAACAUCUGCAAUGCUCUCAAGGAGGUUGAUCUUAUAAGCUCUGAUGUUUCAAUCAAUCCCCGUGCAAAGGUGGUUGAUACUUCUUACAGAGCAAUUGUACCAGAGAUAGUCGAUGUUCUCAGAACUGUUUGUGAGACACACGAGUUGCCAUUGGCCCAGACAUGGAUACCGUGCAUCUGCCAGGCAAAGAGGGGAAUCCGCCACUCUGAUGAAAAAUUCAAGAACUGUGUGUCCACUAUGGAUGAGGCGUGUUACGUCCGUGACCCAAUCGUAAGGGGCUUUCACCAAGCUUGCUCCGAGCAUCAUCUUUUCAGAGGUGAGGGUGUCGUUGGCAGGGCAUUUGGGACGAACGAGCCAUGUUUCUCCCCGGACAUUACUGCCUACAGCAAGGUCCAAUACCCUCUCUCACAUCAUGCAACAGUUUUCAGAUUGAGGGCUGCGGUGGCCAUCCGACUGGGAAGUGUUAGGACUGGAAGCCUUGACUUUGUCUUGGAAUUCUUUCUGCCGUUGGACUGUGUAGAGAAAGAAGAGCAAAGGGCCAUGGUUAAUUCUUUGUCCAUGACAAUACAGAAGACCUGCUAUACAUUACGAGUUGUCAGUUUGAUAGAACUGGUGCAUGAAGGAUCAUUUGAAACAAGCGCACUAACCCCACCAGAAUUUUAUGCCGAGUCUAUGCCUGAAAACUUGGAUGAGCAUUGCAGCGGCAUUGAUGUUCCUGCAAGAUCGACAUUGCUGGAAGCUUCUGAGGAGGCGUCCUCAUGGAUAGCAAGCCUUGUGGAUGCUCAAAAUAAGGGAGUGAAAGAAAUGGAUGGUGACCUGCCAUUUGGAUUCAGCAAGCAAGAGGAUGAAGGGUUUAGUGUUACAGCUGGCUGGCAUACUUCACCAAUAAUAGGGCCUGAAGGUAGCAUCUUUUCAGGGUUUAAGUUGCAUGAAGAAUAUGAGGUCAAGGAGGCAACUUGUUCCGGUGGUCCAAGCUUUUCGAACUUGGAGAAAGCAGUAGAGAAGCGACACACUAAGAUGGAGAAAACUGUUAGCCUGGAAGAGCUUCGGAAGCAUUUUGCUGGUAGCCUGAAAGAAGCUGCAAAGAAUUUAGGAGUGUGCCCUACUACACUGAAGAGAAUAUGCAGGCAGCAUGGAAUUAAUCGUUGGCCAUCACGGAAGAUCAAGAAAGUUGGCCACUCCCUGAAGAAAUUGCAAAUGGUCAUUGAUUCGGUACAUGGUUCUGAAGGAACAGUUCAGUUCAGUUCGCUCUAUGAAAACUUUACCAAUACCACAUGGUCAGAAAGAGAGUUACAAGGGGAUCUCACUUAUCCAUUAUCUGAGCAAAAAGCUCACUUGGAACCUUUGGUUCAUGAUCAGCAGUGCAAGGGCAGAUUCAUUUCACAUACUUCUGGCUCUAAUUCCCUCUCCCCCUCUUGCAGUCAAAGCUCAAAUUCCAGCCAUGGUUGUUCCAGUGGUUCAAAACCGCAACAACAUGGCAGUGCUCCUCAGCUUGCAGUUAAGGAAGAAAAUGUCAUGGAGGAGAAUCAGAGUUCCACACUACUGAAAGCUGGGAGCCAUGCAGAACUGCAGAUGUUUACUGAAGAAAGACCUGUCACCCUAUCUAGGUCUCAGAGUCAAAUGCUUUUAAGUGAACAAAAACCAAUGGAAAACAUGUCAGGCAUGCAAAAGAAUAAGCCUGAUUCUCUCAAAAUAAAAGCCAUGUAUGGUGAAGAAAGAUGCAUAUUCCGACUUCAGCCUAGUUGGGGAUUUGAAAAGCUAAAAGAAGAAAUUGUAAAGCGGUUCAGCAUUGCUCAGGAGACCUAUGUGGACCUCAAGUACUUGGAUGAUGAAUCUGAGUGGAUUCUUUUAACAUGUGAUGCGGACCUGCUGGAGUGUAUUGAUGUGUACAAGUCAUCAAGUGCUCAAACAGUAAGAAUCUUGGUAAAUCCUAAUGUUCAGCCGGCGCUUGGUCCUUCCUUUGGUCAAACUAGUUUGUCCAGACAAUGUUCUUCCAGGAUGCAGAACAAGCAUGCCAUCUCUCUUCUUGAAAUUUAAGGGCCACUACUACAGCCCCUGCCUUAAAGAAGGCAUUUUUUCACUGCUCUACAAAUUUCGCAAUUGGCUGGGGUCAAACUUGGGAUCUCUCAGGUGGCUCAGCUCUAAGCCCCCCUCCCCUAACCAGCCGGGAACUGCAACUCUAUCCCUCUCUUCUUGAAGUAAAGAGUUUGUUGACAUUGCUCCCAGUAUUAAGUCAUGGUGAUAUGCACAGGCAGCAUCUGUAAAUACCUUCACCUGUGUUAUCAUCCAAUGAUUAGAUGCCCAGCGAACUUAGAACUCGAUGUUCCUUGUCAGCACUGGGGAUUAGUUUGUUCUUGUCCGUCGUAAUAGAAGAUAGAAAUUUGUACUUCUAGUUCAGUUUUAUAACCAUAGAAGUAGUUUAUUCCACUUACCAAACUAGUGUACAGCGAUUUAGGUCAAAGCGUGGAGCCAGUUGGAAUUUGUCGAAAUGAAGCUUUGGAUUAGGUUUAGCAGUCAUGACCAAGUUACAGCACAAAUGUAAGUCCUUUUGGGGUUUGAUCUGUUGCACAAUUCUGAAGUAUUUCUUCGAAGUUCAACUUUAAACGAUUGCCAAAAGUUGCAAGCUGUGGAAUCAACAGAAGUGUGCCCAUGCUUUCAGGUGUCAGUAUAGCGGCCAUGAUGAAAUGUCUUCUCACCAGUAGCAAAAGUUAUUUGAGCAGAGGACCUGGAGAGAUGACUACGCAACAAUACAUGCAUCAAUCUCAUCUCCAGUCAAAAUGCAAUUUUGUUGGUCCAAGGUCAAUGUUAGCAUCAAAUGUUGUAUGCACGUUGCACAUUUCGCAGUUUUUCAUGUUUGUGCUUCACCCUUUCAGAAGGGAGGGUGGUUUUGGACAUCCUUAAUAAUUUGACAGUAGGAAGGCAGGAGAUGUCCUAGUCUCCUAGACGACAUUGGUGCAUAGAGAUUGUUCUUCUCUCAUCUUGGUUAUGUACUGGAAUGCUAGAAUGUUUUGAGGUAGUCUGUUUUGUAUUUAUCCUUAAGUUUGCAACAUAUACAUUUAUUUCAGAAGUCAUAAUCUUUUUUUAAUACAAUAUGUAUUUCUCC